Messenger RNA from Pseudovirgaria hyperparasitica, 702 nucleotides. RefSeq lists its product as uncharacterized. The record is from RefSeq and is a predicted model, not a curated record. The transcript has 3 exons. Lineage: Eukaryota; Fungi; Ascomycota; Dothideomycetes; Acrospermales; Acrospermaceae. The coding region runs from base 152 to 529 and encodes 125 amino acids.
CCUGUUUCGAAGUCUGCAGAGCGAGGUAGGGUCGGAGAGGGGGAGGGGAGGCCUUGAACAACAGAUCCAAAGGGGGGCACCCGGUCCGUCAUCCAGGAAAAAAAAAGCCAGAUCCGCACACCGCGUCUCCACCGCGCCAACAAAGCUCUCGAUGCGAUGCAAGAAGGGAUUAGCCGGCCCGGAGGACCGGCUCGACCGCUCCCAGACGCUGUCUAUCUGUCUGUCCUUCCACCGUUCGGAAUCCCACCGUCCCGGGUCUGCGACCUGCCCUUUCCUCCUCUCCUCUCUCCUCUGUCAUCCCGUUCCACUUUGUGCCCACUCCACUCCACUCCACUCCCCCCUUUCUCGGCCGCCGGUGACGCGACAUCUUUCGACCUCGAGCCACCCCUCCCGCAUACAUGACAACCUUCUGCGUCACUCGCCUCGUAUCAGGGCUUACCAGAUGCCCUGCGCAACACCCUUCGCUCGCACGCUCGCUCAUACCCAGGCUCGCCAUACGCGCACACUUCAAUCAGCAGCAACGGACUAACCUUCCAACCUUCCAUGCAUCCAUCCCAGCAAUCCAUAGCUAGCCGCCGGAACACACCCCUUUUCAGACGCCAAAUCACGCACACACACACACAUACACACGCACACCUACAAAAAAGCGACCGGUGCGACAAAAUCCGCGCGACGCGCCAGAACCCCGACAACCCGGAUACG